GCUGCUCUCAUCCUGGCUCCUCCCGCCACAUCACCACCAUGGCGGAAGCAGAGCAGGAAUUCCGCCUAUGCAGCGCGGAGGACUACGUGUGAUUCACGGCUGUUAAUGACCGUUGCCCAGCGACGGACCGAGUGGUGGUGCCCCUGUCCUGUGGAGUAAAACUAGCCAGUUGUGUGCCGCUCUGCAGCGGCGUAGCUCCAAAACACAGCUGUUCCAUUUGCCUCCCCUCCUCCUCGGCUUGUGUCAGACCCAAGCGGCGGAUGAAGCCUGCUCUCCUGAUGCUCCACCGUGGUUCGACCGGUGCCUCUAGUUUCUCCACUUGAGAUCCUCUCUGGAAGUAGCAUAGCCCAACUGCUGUUUGUUUGUCCCAGAAACCAGAGACAACAUGGAUUUGCUCGAAAUGUUGCAUUUGGACGAACUGUCCCACGGACUGGCUAACCUGUCCAUGUUUCCUUACUUUGAAAUGGCGCACUAUAUCGUGUCAGUGAUGGCUCUGAGGGAGCAGCCAGGAGCUCUAGCAGUGUCCAGAGUCAGCCCCUUAGCCUGCUGGUUCAGCUCCAUGCUCUACUGCUUCGGAGGGGCAGUGCUGUCCGGGAUCAUGCUGGCCGAGCCGCCCAUAGCGCCGUUGUCCAACGGGAUGAGUGUUCUUCUGGCUUCAGUCAUGUGGUACCUGGUGUUUUAUUGCCCCAUGGACGUGGUGUACAGCUGUGCUGCCCUGCCACCCCUCAGGCUGGUGCUGUCAGGGAUGAAGGAGGUGACCAGGACAUGGAAGGUCCUGGGAGGGGUCACACAGGCUCACAGCAAGUAUAAAGACAGCCUGCUGGUUAUGAUCGCCAUUGGAUGGGCGAGAGGUGCUGGAGGAGGCCUCAUAAGUAACUUUGAGCAGCUUGUUCGGGGUGUGUGGAAACCAGAAACCAACGAGCUCCUCAAAAUGUCCUACCCCACAAAGAUCACCUUGAUAGGGGCGGUGCUGUUUUCCCUGCAGCAGACCCAUUACCUGCCCCUCCAGAAGCACCACCUGAUGCUGAUCUACACCAUCUUCAUCGUCGCCAACAAGACACGCAUGAUGCUGACGGGCUCCUCCUCCUCCCCCUUCGCCUUCAUCGAGUCUGCGCUCUACCGGACCCUCUUCAGCAGCCAUUCCCCAUACGCCGCUCUCUCAGGUGACCUGACGAAAGCGUGUCGUGAUAACGGCAUGGCGAACAGCAGCACGCCCCACGCUUCAACCAAAGAGCCCAGCGAGGAUAGAUCACCGGGGCCCGUUCCUCCUACAGAACCGGGCCGCUCCACAACAGCCAAAGACGAGGUGGAGAGUGGAGAGAUGGAAAAGAAGAUCAACUAGUGAGCCUCGGUUUGCCCUGAAGCACCUUUUUUUACCUCAAAGCUGGUUAUUGAAUUCUUCAUGCAUCAGAUUUUCCAUGUUGAGGGAUGCUCACCUAAACUUUUUUCUCUUUAUUUUCUCAUCUUUUGGAAAAAAAAAAAAAAAAAACGCUGGUUUUUUGACUAAAACAGUUUUUUUCUUGGAGUUUCAAACUGAGUUCUGUUAGGUAACGGAACCAGAAGUAAAUCCAACUUCUGCACCUCAUUCUGGGAUUAUCACCCACCCUUAAAGAAUGUGAAGAACACGUUAUUGCUUGUCUAAAUGCACACUGGCAAUUCAAAGUGUAGCUUCCUUUUUUAAAAGAUAUUUAUUUUUAAAACAAACUAAUUCUAGUUAUAUUCCAGGGAUUGAGGACCAGCGGUUUGCACCUGCUGAUCCUUUUUUUCUUUCUUUUGUAUAUUUUGCUCCACAUAAAGGCUACCUUUUCAAAGUUUUUAAAGAAAUACAUAUAUAUUCUGACUUUCAGAUGUUUUAUUAUAUUUGUACUGAAGACCUGCACUCUUGAAUGUAAAAUCCAUAGAAAUGAAUGCAGUUCUAUUGUUUGGGAUGACAGCAAAGAGCAUGAGAAUAAAUGUCUACAUAUGCCUUAAA
Nothobranchius furzeri (turquoise killifish) is the source of this 1972-nucleotide messenger RNA. RefSeq names its product transmembrane protein 38B (gene tmem38b). Lineage: Eukaryota; Metazoa; Chordata; Actinopteri; Cyprinodontiformes; Nothobranchiidae. Gene Ontology annotation, biological process: potassium ion transmembrane transport. Gene Ontology annotation, molecular function: identical protein binding; potassium channel activity. The record is from RefSeq and is a predicted model, not a curated record. Gene Ontology annotation, cellular component: membrane.